AUGGACAAAAAGGACAUCGGCAUCUUGAUAGGAACGAUUAUCUCCGUGCUCUUCCUCAUUCUCGGAGUGGCCAUUCAAAGAUGGACAUGUGGUGGUGUGCUAGGCAGCUGUGUAAACUUCUACAAGAGCAGUAACUACAUGGCCAUCGGCGUCCUUCUUGUCAUCGCCAUCAUUUUGCUUGCCCUCGGGCUUAUUUUUAUCAUCCUCGAUCUGACGGUUGGCAACAACUGGAUGGGAAUUGCAGCAGUCGUAUUUGCCUUCAUUGGAGCUUUGCUAGCUCUAAUUGCUAUGCUUAUCUACUACUUUACAGAACAAUUUAUUUCUCCUAUUCUCGCCACUAUCGGCAUGGCUUUUGGUGUCGCCGUAGCCAUAUUUAUGCUGAUGCAGAGACUCUCUUGUUAA
Dibothriocephalus latus is the source of this 402-nucleotide messenger RNA. Lineage: Eukaryota; Metazoa; Platyhelminthes; Cestoda; Diphyllobothriidea; Diphyllobothriidae. The record is from the annotation of a GenBank genome assembly.